AUGCCUCUCUUCAUCAACCGGGACCAGAUCUUUGCUCACCAGGUUCAUCUGCUGGAGCACAAACUGAGGAGUAAAGAAGAGCGGAUACUGGAGCUGGAGACGGAGAAUGCUAUUCUUCAUCUGAGACUUGCAGACUGUCUGGUGAAACUACGUCACGACCAUGAAGAGGAGACCAGAGCGCUGAACCAUCAUCAUCAGCACCAGAGAGAGGCACAGAAUGAAACCCGGGCCGGCCUCACCAAACUCCUGUCUGGAGUCCAGGAGGUGAAGCAGGACCUGAGUGAGGUGUUCGGAGUGUAUGUGAGUUUUGCCGCCGAGCUGGAGGAGCAGAGCAAGCAGCUGCUGGAGAAAGUGGAGCAAGCCAGCUCCUCCACGAAAGGUCAGAGUGGAGACGAGGUGCAGGACCUGCAGGCCCGUGUUGCAGCUCUGGAGCGCUCUCUGGAGGAGGAGAAGGAGAGGUGCAGGGCAGAGAGGCAGCGGAGGCAAGAACUUCACAACACAGUGGUGGAGCUGAGAGGUAACAUCAGAGUUCACUGCAGGGUGCGACCCGUUCUGUCCUUUGACCACGUGCAGUCCUCCACCUCUGGAUCAGGUCCUGCAUCAUCUGAGGAAGUGGUCUACGCGAUCAGUGAUGACACGGUGAUGGUGAAUUGCCUCAAGACAGGGAUGCCAGUGCAAAACAAGAUGUUUGAGUUUGAGAGGGUUCAUGGACCAGAGGACUCCCAGGACACGGUGUUUGAGGAAGUCAAGCCCCUGAUUACAUCCCUGCUGGACGGCUAUAAUGUGUGUAUCAUGGCGUACGGACAGACAGGAAGUGGGAAGACUCACACCAUGAUGGGAUCAGACUCGUCAGAAGUGUCGGCAGCGGCCCAGCAGGGUAUCAUCCCCCAGGCUGCUGCUGAGCUCUUUCGGCUGAUCUCUGAGAAGCCUGCGGAGAGCCACACAGUGGAGGUGUCAGUGAUUGAAGUGUACAACAACGACGUGUAUGACCUGCUGGCUAAAGACGGGCAGGGGAACCGUGGCGACCAGCGCAGGGACGUCAUCACCACCUCCUCUGGUGCCAGCCAGGUUCCCUCCCUUACACACGAACCUGUGUGCAGCGCCUCCGAGGUGAUGCAGAUCAUCAGCAGCAUUCUGAACCUCAGGGCUCACUGUCCCACCCUGGUUCACACCGAGUCUUCACGCUCUCACCUCAUUGUUACCCUCACCAUUUCCUCCAAGAGUCCCAAUGCACUGGCCCUGGCCCGCAGGCUGCAGAGCGCCAAGAGGGACAUGCAGCGCUCCUCUCAGAAGGAGUGGUGGAGCCCACGCUGCCGCCGCGCCAACCUCACUGCCCGCUACCCGUCUGACGAGCUCCUGGCAAGCCCCGCCUACUCUCCAUGCCCCUCACCUUCCCUUUCGCCGUGUCCCUCCCCCAGACCCAGUAUCUCACAGACUCCAUUCAGGACCAAGCUGCAGCUGGUGGAUCUGGCAGGGAGUGAGUGUGUCGGUAUGUCUGGAGUGACGGGCGCUGCUCUGUGGGAGGUGUCCUGUAUAAACCGCAGCCUCUCCGCCCUGUCUGACGUCCUGGGAGCUCUGGCCGAACAGAGACCACACAUCCCUUACAGGAACAGCAAACUGACCCAUCUACUUCAGGACGCCAUAGGGGGCGAUGCCAAGCUGCUGGUGAUGCUGUGCGUCUCUCCAACGCAGCGCUUCGUCACCGAGUCGCUGCAGUCCCUGGGAUUGGGCACGCGUGCACGCCAGGUCCAGAAGGAGCUGCCGCGACGGAAGAGUAACACACUCAGAGUUAAGUGA
Molecule: messenger RNA, 1797 nt
Organism: Limanda limanda (common dab)
Lineage: Eukaryota; Metazoa; Chordata; Actinopteri; Pleuronectiformes; Pleuronectidae
Gene: kif25
Product: kinesin family member 25
Exons: 15
Coding region: 1-1797 (598 amino acids)
Biological process (GO): microtubule-based movement
Molecular function (GO): microtubule motor activity; ATP binding; microtubule binding
Source: RefSeq, a predicted model, not a curated record